CCGCCGCCGCGGCCUGGCUCCGGCUCCUGCUAGCCCACCGGUAGAGAUGGCGUCGCUCACCGUGAAGGCCUAUCUUCUGGGCAAGGAGGACGCGGCCCGCGAGAUCCGCCGCUUCAGCUUCUGCUUCAGCCCCGAGGCGGAGGCGGAGGCCGAGGCGGAGGCCGCGGCUGGGCCCGGGCCGUGCGAGCGGCUGCUGAGCCGGGUGGCCGCCCUAUUCCCGGUGCUGCGGCCUGGCGGCUUCCAGACGUACUACCGCGAUGAGGACGGAGACUUAGUGGCCUUUUCCAGUGACGAGGAACUGACCAUGGCAAUGUCCUACGUGAAGGAUGACCUCUUCCGUAUUUACAUUAAAGAGAAGAAGGAGUGUCGGCGGGACCACCGCCCCCCGUGUGCUCAGGAGGUGCCCCGCGGCCUGGUGUACCCCAGCGUGAUCUGUGACGGGUGCAAUGGGCCCGUGGUGGGGACCCGCUACAAGUGCAGUGUCUGCCCGGACUACGACCUGUGCUCCGCCUGUGAGGGGAAGGGCCUGCACCGUGAGCACAGCAAGCUCGUCUUCCCCGGCCCCUUCGGGCCCCUUGCUGAGGGCGUCGCUCACAGCCGCUGGCUCCGGAAGCUGAAACACGGGCACUUCAUGUGGCCCGGCUGGGAGAUGGGCCCCCCGGGGAACUGGAGCCCUCGUCCUCCCCGCGCAGGGGACGCCCGCCCCAGCUCUGCGGCCGAAGCAGCUGCUGGUCCAUCGGAGGAUCCCAGUGUGAAUUUCCUCAAGAAUGUAGGGGAGAGUGUGGCGGCCGCCCUGAGCCCUCUGGGCAUCGAGGUGGAUAUUGAUGUGGAACACGGUGGGAAGAGGAGCCGCCUCGCCCCCGUCUCUCCAGGCAGCUCCAACACCGAGGAGAAGUGCGGCUCCCAGCUGAGCAGCUGCUCUUCGGACCCCAGCAAGCCAGACGCUGACCCAGAAGGCACGGCGCGGUCUCUGGCGGAGCAGAUGGACAAGGUGGCCCUGGAGUCGGUGCCGCCCGAGGAGCAGAUGGAGUCGGAUAACUGCUCGGGGGCAGACGAAGACUGGACUCACUUGUCUUCCAAAGAAGUGGACCCGUCUACAGGGGAGCUCCAGUCUCUACAGAUGCCCGAAUCCGAAGGGCCGGGCUCUCUCGACUCUUCUCAGGAAGGGCCCACAGGACUGAAGGAAGCUGCAUUGUACCCCCAUCUGCCACCAGAAGCUGACCCCCGGCUCAUCGAGUCCCUCUCCCACAUGCUGUCCAUGGGCUUCUCUGACGAAGGCGGCUGGCUCACCAGGCUCCUGCAGACCAAGAACUAUGACAUCGGGGCGGCGCUGGACACCAUCCAGUAUUCGAAGCACCCGUUGUGACGGCUUCUGCCCCCUCGUCCCAUCCCCCUUCUUGUCCCCUAGUUGUGUUGAGCUAGUGUAGAACAGCAGGGCCUCUCUAAGGGCCAGUUUCUCUGCAUUCUUCUUCCAGAAUGGGGGGGGGGCGGGGAUGCACCAAGCCAUCCUGGGCAGUGGAACAAGUGACAGGAGGGGGG
Odobenus rosmarus divergens (Pacific walrus) is the source of this 1539-nucleotide messenger RNA. RefSeq names its product sequestosome 1 (gene SQSTM1). Gene Ontology annotation, cellular component: amphisome; aggresome. Lineage: Eukaryota; Metazoa; Chordata; Mammalia; Carnivora; Odobenidae. Gene Ontology annotation, molecular function: protein kinase C binding; K63-linked polyubiquitin modification-dependent protein binding; zinc ion binding. The record is from RefSeq and is a predicted model, not a curated record. Gene Ontology annotation, biological process: aggrephagy; endosome organization; mitophagy. The transcript has 8 exons. Bases 47 to 1366 code for a protein of 439 amino acids.